Molecule: messenger RNA, 3065 nt
Organism: Planococcus citri (citrus mealybug)
Lineage: Eukaryota; Metazoa; Arthropoda; Insecta; Hemiptera; Pseudococcidae
Product: zinc finger and SCAN domain-containing protein 12-like
Exons: 4
Coding region: 141-1814 (557 amino acids)
Cellular component (GO): nucleus
Molecular function (GO): DNA-binding transcription factor activity, RNA polymerase II-specific; zinc ion binding; RNA polymerase II cis-regulatory region sequence-specific DNA binding
Source: RefSeq, a predicted model, not a curated record
AUCUCUGUGCAAAAUGAUAAGAAAAAUCAGAAUGGUCAAUGAAUAAAUGAAAAUUCCGAUGCAAUUUAUAACUAAAUCUUGUCAUUUAAAAACGGAUAUUUCUUUUAAAUUACCCUGUGAUGCAGUUUUUGCUUUAAACGAUGGCUCAAGGUAUCGAAACAAGUGAAUUUUGGAAACCCAAAGUGAAUGGUUUCAAUAGCCAUUUCGUUAGCAAUGUUUGUCGAUUAUGUGCCAAUAUUUGUGAUAAUUUAGUGCCUAUUUUUGAUAAAAUAAACGAUAAAGGGAGUAUUUAUUCGAAACUGAAGAAAUGCCUUCCUUCCAUUUCGGUACUCGAGAACGAUAAUAAACCGAAACAGAUCUGUUUGGAAUGUAUCUCGAAGCUGGAAUUAUGUUUCUCUUUCAUCGAAAUGUCGUUAGAUGCAGAUUGCAAAUUCGAAGCCGCAUUACAAAGUCGUUCAGCUCCACAGAUACAUGUUGUGGAUGAUAACUUAUUGACCAAGGCAUUGGACUUUUCGUGGCUGCAAGUUAAAUCAGAAUCGUUGUGGAAUGAUAUAAAACAUGAUUCAGCCGAAAUAACUAAAAGUGAUCAAAAAAUACCUCACGUUUUAGUACCUGAAAUACAAAACCAAGUGUUUCAGCAACAAAAACAAUACCAACAAGUAGUUCAACUUCCUGCUGCGGCCUCGAACCAAUACCCAGUGCAAGAUGGAUCGAAUUUAGGAAUCGUUUUAAAUAAACAGGAUAUUAAUCAUAAUAUAUUACCUGGUGUAAUCGUUCCAGAUGGUAUAUCUUCUCAAGAUCUCAUUCUUCUUGUAGAGCUAAAAUGCAAAGAUAACGCUUCCGUUUCGCUAGUCAAGAAAAAUCAACCUAGCUUGGAAAUUCGUAGUAAACCCCCCGAACUGAAUAAUUAUCAGACCAAAAUCAUGGAUACCGGAGGUAACAUAAGAGUCGUUAAUGUUUCCGAUUUCGAGGGUAAAUUUAACGGCAAUCAGUCUGGUAAAAUGGCAUCAUUCGUGAACGAUAACGCUACCGCAGCUUCUCUUUUAAAAGCUCUCGAAACCGAAGUUCUCAACGGGGUUAUUAAAUUAGAAAAUCUGGAUGGUGAAAGUGUAACGUUGAACGAACCGUUGAAAACUGAAUCUGAUACGAACUACAAAGAUAAUUCCGUCGCGUCUACAUCGAGUGUUGAUUCGAUCAAGGCAGCUAGUUCUACCCAGCCGUCAGUGACUCGUGAUUUCGAAUGUAACGUUUGCGGUAAACUAUUCUCCAGACGUAAUCGAUUAAAUGCUCAUCUGGCUAGACACAGUUCAGUACGACCACAUUCGUGCGAUAAAUGCGAUCAGCGUUUCAUUACUCGUUGGGAUCUCACCCUUCAUUUACGUAUACAUUCCGGCGUAUUCUCGUGCGAAUACUGCGGUAAAGCGUUUCCAGCCAAAGGUAAGCUGGAACGACAUCGAAGAACCCAUACCGGCGAACGUCCAUUCCCUUGUGACUUGUGUAGUAAAGCUUUCAGUGAAAAACGAAACUUGGAGAAUCAUUUGAAGACUCAUGCUGCCGCAGAAGCGCGCAAAGCAGCUAAUACUAAUAGCAUAUGUUUAGGCUGCGGGUGUUCCAUUAUCAAUAAUGGUACAACCCCGUUAAAAUCUAAAUGCGAAACGUGCGAGAAAAAAGAUUUUUUUAACGCGUUCGUAGACUCGAAUACGAACCUUUCUACUCAAUGUGAUUUGAAUUUGACCAAGUAUCAAAGUGAUCAGCAAAAUCUCGCCAAUUCCAGUACCACUUCUAAUACACUUUCGAACUUCUUGAAAACCUAAUUACUGUACCAUACGUACGGUUACUUACUCGAUCAUCGUCGUUCGAACGAGAUGGUAAAAUUUCAUCUACGCGUGUAUCGACUCAUUCCUGUGAAAAUAACUUCGAAAAAUGGUAACAUUGCUCAAUUUAUUCAUUGCAGCAGGGUUUUGCUCAGCGAGUUGCCUUAUCCGAUUUAGGAUUAAUUUUUUAUUUCAUAUCAAUGUUACCAGUAUUGUUCCGUUUCCGUUCCGUAAACAGGCAGGAAAUCGAACUACCGACCACAGUUACUCUUAAAAGAGAUCUCAUUCUUAAAACAAAACAAUUUACCCAUCAAUUUUGUAUUUUUUUUCUCCUUAUCGAUUUAAGAUUAUUUAAAAAUAUUUUUGUUUCUUUUUUUUUACAUCGUUUAUGAGAAUAGCCUACUUGUUUUUAAGUUUCCUUUUUACGUUGAUUAGUCACAUUAUUUUUAUAUACUCGAUGGAAGAUAUAUUUUAUUUAAACGCAUUUGUAUCGUUAAUUAUUUAUUUGUCGUUAAGGUUUUAUAUAUGUUACAUAUUGAUUAUGUGUCUGCAAAUUCGAUGAUAAGUGGGAAAUUUAUAAGAGCAAGGCUGUGUUUAGAGUGUGUGAUAAUUUGGAAAUAGCUUGUCAAUUAUCUUUAUAUGCGAACAAGUUUGGAUUAAUGUGAAUUGUGAACUUUCAUGUUGCAUAUAGUGUGAUGUUUUAUUACGAUAUACUUAUUAUUACCAAUAUUUUGUUUUUGUUAUUUUUAUAGAAAGCUUUUUGUUUUGGGAUGUGUAGCUAGGGUAGCUUCACCGUCCAGAGGAAAAAAAUUGGAUUUGUUCGGCUCUGAAUUUUUAUGUAAUCUGAUCAAAACCUCAGAUCUAAUUAGAUCGAAGGAAUAUCCAGAUUUGAACUGACGAUCUAAUCAAACGUGUUCAAUUAAAUCUUAUCAUAUCCAAUCAAGUUUACUCUGUUUGAUUUGAACUGAUCGAAUCCGAUCAAAUUCAAAACUCAGAACUCUUGAUUUCAUCAGAUCUGGCCAGAUCAAAUUCAAUCCAGGGAAUGUCCAGAUCUGAUCAAAUCCAAUAAUUUUCCACUGGUCAAGUGUGCAUUUUAUUCAUUAACUUGUUCGGGUCAAAUGUUUUAUUUUUAUUUUGCUAAUUUUUCAAUUGUUUUAAUGUUUUUUGAGAUAUAAUCUUGUAUUUUACUUUCGUUGAGGGACUGUUGAUGUUAUUACUUUGGAACGUAAAUAUAAUCGUUUAUUUUAUGUA